AUGUUCUCUUUUCUGCUAGAAGUAUGGCAACAUAUUGCGGCUCUCAAGCCAUCUUUUAUUUCCAAAAGCCCCCAUUUCAAUUUCAUCACUGUACAUUAUUUCUGGAUCAUUGGAAUGACACUGCUCGGUUCUAUCUGUCUAUAUAUUCGAGGAGGAAUACCUUACAUAGAUGCGCUAUUCUUCGCAAGUGGUUGUGCAACCCAAAGUGGAUUGAACACUAUCAACAUCAACACCCUCAACACAUGGCAGCAAAUUGUCCUGUAUCUAAUACCGAUAUUCACGAACCCGAUCACGAUCAAUUCCUUUGUCGUUUUCCUUCGAUUAUACUGGUUCGAAAAACGAUUCCAGCACAUCGCUGCCCAAAACAAGCGAAACCGAAGGAGCAUCGCCAAAUCAUUCUCCAGAUCGAGAACCACUGGCGCGGAUACUGUAGACGCGGAGAAAGGUGUUAAUGGCAGAAACAUUGUUGUAAUGCAUGGCACGACAAGAGCCAAUGUUAUGCGCGACAAUCGGGAUGCUAUUGAUGAUAUCCAAGCGGCAAUCGAGAAAGAAAAGGCGCUAAACAAGGCAGAUGCUGUCAACGGUUCUGGAAGUAGUAACAUAUCAAGCACGGAGACCGCGAACGAUCCCAGUCCUACUUCACACCACACGCAAAUUAAAUUUGCCGAUCAAGUAAAAAGGAGCAAUGGACUGGCCGAUGAAGAGCUGCGAUUACCAGUUCGUCGUAGGGAUGAAGAUCAUAUUGCCUUCUUAGAACGUCAGAGAAAUCCAGAAGACAGAACUAUUCUUCGAAUUCCUGGACCAAGAGAUGCGGACGCUGGUGUUGCUCCGCAAACCGUUGAAGAGGAGGAGGAAGAUCCAGUCGUUAGGACGUUAUCUCGCAGAGGUUCUAUGUAUUCUCGACCUGAAAGCCAUGGUCGUGGCACUUUGAAUGGAGAGUCGAAAUGGCAAGAUCACUAUCCCUCAAGGAAGCGUAACGUUACAAUCGAAGUUCCAACACAUCCUAAAGUUGAGCGGGCGGCGGAUGAUGUGAAAGCUGCAAGCGCUACCAUGAAGGGUGUUAUGAGAUUCCGCAACAACCGAAACACCGAGGGCGCCGAAGCCACGGAUGCUCAGGGAAAUGGAAAUGGCGCAGUCAUGUCAAAAUUGAAGUCAAGAGCUCCAACAUUUCAAAGCAUCAAAACAGCUCUCACUGGCGAAAAGGAGGACCCCACUCCUUAUUUGAGUUGGGCACCAACCAUCGGUCGUAACUCAGCCUUCGUUGAUCUCACCGAGCAACAAAGAGAAGAACUCGGUGGAAUCGAAUACAGAUCACUGAAAUCUUUGGCUUUAGUUUUGUCUUGUUAUUUUCUAGGUUUCAGUAUAUUCGCUGUUGUUUGUCUAUUGCCCUGGAUUCUUAACAAUCGGACCUAUGGCUCAAUAGUCGAGCAAGAUGGUCAGGGCAGAGUUUGGUGGGGUAUAUUCACAGCUAGUUCUGCUUUUACGGAUCUGGGAUUUACCCUCACCCCUGACAGCAUGAUCUCUUUCAAUACUGCUAUUUGGCCACUUUUGCUGAUGUCGUUCCUGAUUAUCAUUGGCAACACGGGAUUUCCGAUCAUGCUGAGAUUUAUCAUUUGGGUCACCACAUUGUGGGUGCCCAGAAACAGUGCGGUCUGGGAGGAAUUGAGAUUUUUACUAGAUCAUCCUCGUCGAUGUUUCACGCUACUUUUUCCAAGUAAGGCGACUUGGUGGCUUUUCUGGAUUCUUAUUAUAUUGAACGGGGUUGACUUACUGUUCUUCAUUAUUCUUGAUCUUGGCAAUUCUGUUGUGACUGAUCUGCCAGUUAAUAUUCGUGUUCUCGAUGGUUGGUUCCAAGCUGCUUCCACAAGAACAGCUGGGUUUGGAGUUGUCAAUCUUGCGGAACUUCAUCCUGCCAUCCAGGUUUCUUAUCUAAUCAUGAUGUAUAUUUCUGUUCUCCCUAUUGCCAUUUCUGUUCGUCGCACGAACGUUUAUGAGGAAAAGUCAUUGGGUAUUUAUGGAUCGCCAACAGAGGAAAAUGAGGACGAAGGCGAGCCAUCUUACGUCGGUGCCCAUCUUCGAAGACAACUGUCUUUCGAUUUGUGGUAUAUUUUCUUGGGUCUUUUUAUCAUUUCAAUCGCUGAAGGCAGCCGCCUCCAAGGUACUGAUCCGUCUAUUAAUAUGUUUUCAGUCUUGUUUGAGAUUGUCAGUGCCUACGGUACAGUUGGUCUGAGUCUAGGAUAUCCGGGAAUUGAUGCCUCUUUAUCUGCCGAAUUCAAUGUUGUCUCGAAACUGGUCAUUAUUGCGAUGCAAAUUCGUGGGCGUCAUCGUGGUCUUCCGUACGAGCUCGAUCGGGCCAUCUUGUUGCCAAGCGAGCAUUUAGCAGAGAAAGAAGCUCUAGAUGCAACACACCGAGUUCACCGUCGGAAUUCCAAUGCGACAGCUGUAAGCAAUGGAACAGAUCUCGCAACUGUCAACACUGGCGUUCAAAGAGUCAAUACGGAACGUCCAGCCCCAUCAUCGAACUUCCUUAGCAGUCUUCUUCACCCAGGCCCGACUAUUCCAAAUAGCCACCGGAAUCAAGGUACGACCCAUGUUAGGCGGCACAGCAUAGCAACACCAGAAAGAGGACGAAGCGUCAGUCCAAAAGCUAGUGGCGGCAUCUUCUCCAAAUGGAACAGCUCCGAUAAACAUCAAAAUAAUGUGGAUAAGAAAAUCUCCGAAUAA
Molecule: messenger RNA, 2724 nt
Organism: Botrytis byssoidea
Lineage: Eukaryota; Fungi; Ascomycota; Leotiomycetes; Helotiales; Sclerotiniaceae
Exons: 3
Coding region: 1-2724 (907 amino acids)
Biological process (GO): potassium ion import across plasma membrane; intracellular potassium ion homeostasis
Cellular component (GO): plasma membrane
Molecular function (GO): high-affinity potassium ion transmembrane transporter activity
Source: RefSeq, a predicted model, not a curated record